Plasmodium gonderi is the source of this 379-nucleotide messenger RNA. RefSeq names its product reticulocyte binding protein 2b. The annotation marks the transcript as partial. The transcript has a single exon. The record is from RefSeq and is a predicted model, not a curated record. NCBI's taxonomy places the organism in Eukaryota, Apicomplexa, Aconoidasida, Haemosporida, Plasmodiidae.
AAAAUUAUCUCAAGAACAAAAGAACUCAUAUGAGAGUGACUUGAACGAUGGAAACAAUAGUACUGAGAAAAAAAAUAAAUACCAUUCUAAAGGAGUGGAAAAAAAGAUAAGGGUUUUAUAUACAGGAGAUGUUAUAUUGGGGUUAUCUAUUUGUUAUUGUAUUGUAUUCAUUGCAUUUAAUGGAAAUAAUGAGGAAAUUAUAAGUCAUGAUUCUCUGGAAGUAAUAUUUGAGCGUAGUGGUGGUUUUAAUGGACAGUAUAAGGAAGAAACCAUAGAUGUUUGCUUUGACGUGAAUUAUAAUUCUGAAGAAUAUAUAAAUAUUAUUACUUAUACAAAUAAAAAUAUAUUUCAUAAAUCAUAUUAUAUAAGAAUAUUAUAA